CCCCCGUGGGAAUCAAACCGACAACCCUGGCGUUGCAAGCGCCAUGCUCUACUAACUGAGCUACACGGGACUACAUACUCUCCAAAAUAGUGUACAUGUGUUCCAACCCUAUUGAGUAAUGUUGAUAGUAUUUAUGGGCAUAGAUAUUGCACUUCCAGGAAUAGUUUGUAGUUUCAUUAUUAUCGAUGUGUAUGAAUUUGAGUCUUAGAAAUGUCUGUUUAAUAUAUUAUUUAUUCAUGUUGUGUUAAUUUUGCUUAUUUAUUCAGCAUUUAUUUAUUGACCUAUUUAUUUAUUUUUACAAAAAAAAUGACACUGAAGACAUUUUUAAACAGCGACUGAGAGGAAUUGUUUAUCCUCUGCAUUGUUGAAAAAUAGGAAAUAUUUUAAAAUAUUAACUAUAAAUUGUUUUAUAUAUCUUAUUUAUUUGAAAUACUGGGAUCUUUUUUAAGUGCAAAUAUUUUGUAACCGACAAGUUUUGAUAAUUUUUUUAAGAGUUUGCUUUUGUUUAUAUUAUUUAUUUUAUUUCCAUAAAGUAUUUUGAGACACCUUGCAAUGAACUAGGAAAAAACGUAAUGAACGUAUUUAAUAUUUAUUUGAAAAUGAAGAACAAAGUGAAUGGAGAUGUUGAUGUAUAUUUAUUUUGUAUUGUCUAUGUCACGUGUUAGUGAUGAUGGCUGUGUAUGGAUUAGUCUUUGCCCAUAUGUUGAUUUUGAAAUAAAGGAAAACCUGUGCUAAGAUAACUAAGCAUCAUGGAAUAUUUCAUGAUUAAUUAUGAUUAUGGGUAAUUAUUGUGAAAGUGUAUGAAUAUUGUUUAUGGCUACAGAUAUUUUGUGGAUGUCCCUUCAGAACCCAGAAAUGGAAGUGGAUGUCAGCAAACUCCCUAUCGGUACCAGGAUGUAGAAGCUUGUCAUUAUAGUGUUUGAUGAGCCGAGUGAUUGGGUUCUUCGGAUCCAGCACUGCUGGGUGCACCGAGUCUGGUUCGAGAAUCUCAGCUCUCCGGAGCCUGCCCCCAACUCGAAUGAGAUCUGUAGACUUGUCCAAUUCAGGAGAGAGGUUUUGGAGGCGGCUUUUCAAAGGGACCACUUUACCACUUUACAGCAAAUGGAGGUCUUCUGGGAAGGGAGCCGACAACUCAGCCGGACUCUUUCCUCUGGUGAUGUCAUCUGCUGGGUUGUUCUGUGUGUCGACAUACCUCCAGUCCUGAGGUCCAGGAUUUCAGUUACAUGGUUGGCAACAAAGACCUUGUAUCAACAGGAUUCUAAGUGCAACCAAGUCAACACCGUAGUGGAGUCUGACCACAGAACUGUCCUAUCCACAGGUAAGGUGAUCUCGGUCUGUAACAGCUUGGCCAGCUGGGCACCUGUAAGGGCAGCGCACAGUUCAAGGUGGGGAACGGCGAGAGGACGUUUAGGAGCUACUCUUGAGCGAGCCAUGACAAAGGAGACGUGGACUUGUGCCUGCUGGGUUUCCAUCCUGAGGUAUGCCACUGACUCAUAAGCCUGCUCUGAAGCAUCACAGAACACAUGCAACUCUCUGGAAAGUGAAUCUGUGGGAUGUUCACUGGGGCUAUAGCAUCUGGGAAUCUGGAUCUUGACCAAGUCAAGGAGGAUGAGGAUGGAAAUGGCAAUUCUUAGAGGAGGGAAAUGUGUUGCCAUAUUUGGGGCGGCUGUGGUCGAAUUGCCCCUACCCUGACCGACUGUCUCCUCACCCUAUCACCAACCACCAUACCCUGUCCAACCCCCUCCAGUAGAAGCGGGACUUUAGCUCAUUCACCACCUUUAAAUACCCACACCUGUCACUAAUCAGUGUGGCACGGAAUAGUGCACCAUUGAAAGGAGUGAUUUCUGGGGUAGAGUUAAGUGUGGAGCAAUUUAAGUUGAACAUUCCUGGUGUUUGUGAUGCCCACCAUCUGGUGCGACGCAGACCCGGUGGGUAGCAUGGUGAAACAGAGGAGUCAUUGUCAGUCCUUUUGAGUCAGAGUCUCUACCAGACAAAGUCAUGUCAGGAUAUAUCAGUUAUCCUGUUAGAGCUUUUGUGCAGAAUCCACUGCGCCGUUUCAGGUGCAAGGUUUAUGGUCAUGUUGCAGCAGUGUGUAUGAGGGAGAUUCCAAUAUGUGUGAAGGAGGCCAUGGGACAGAGGAUUGUGAAGGUUCAGAGGAUACAUUUGUGUGUGUUUCAAUUGUAGGGGUGCUCAUGUUGCUGGGGAUCGGAAGUGUCUGGUGCGAGAGAGGCAGAUUGUAGUGGUCAAGGUAGUGCAGAGGGUGUCAUGCUGAGGCAGUGAAGAAAGUGGAGGAGGAUGGGUCAAGGUGAGGGAUGCUGAGAGGAUCCCAGUGAGUUGUAGAUUUGAGCCAGUAUUUGAGCCAGUACAGAGGGAUAGGGUAACGAGUGAGUUAUUCUUCAGUAAGGUUGGCUCCUUAGUGUUCAUAGUAAUGGUUAUCAACUGUACUGCAGAAAUGGAAAGUAAAUCACAGAAAACAGAUGUGGUGGCAGUUGCAGAUAAGUAUUUGGGUAUAUGAGAUUUAACUUCAGAAGAGUUACAGGGUGAGUUGAGGGGUGGUGUCCCGUCCUCCCAGGCUGUUGGCAUGGGCAGGAGCAGAUGGGGUCAAAGUAGUGGAAUGGCAUAGUGGGUUUUUAAUGGGUGUAGGUGGCAACUGCAGAGAAGUACCUGGUUGUAUGACAUUUUACUGGAGAAGAGUUAAUGGGGUGGUGAUUUAUAUUUUUAUGAAAUAUAGGUGUAGGGUUAGUUGGUGGUGCACUUUUUUUUUUUAGUUGGGAACAGGAAUAAUGAAGAUAAUUUUAAUGUAGGUAGGCCGUGACUGGACUCACUUAAGUACAGUAGGUGGCAGUGUAUGCACCUUUAAGUUGGAUGUGAUCCGCCAACCCAGUCUCAAAGAAGAAGAACCAGUGUGGCUACCUUACUAUUUCAGUUUGCUAAUGUUUUGUUACAAGACACCUUUUCUCUUGUAAUGUUGUGUAUUUUGGAUGCGUUUAUAACCAAAUGGGAGGAGCCGUGAGUGCAGGGGAGGACAACGACGAGUUGAUUGACAACCUGAAGGAGGCCCAGUACAUCCGUUCGGACCUGGUGGAGCAGGCCUUCAGGGCAAUCGACCGGGCCGACUACUAUCUGGAAGAGUUCCGGGACAACGCCUACAAGGACCUGGCCUGGAGGCACGGCAACAUCCACCUCUCAGCCCCCUGCAUCUACUCAGAGGUGAUGGAGGCCCUGGACCUCCAGCCUGGCCUUUCCUUCCUCAACCUGGGCAGUGGCACGGGCUACCUCAGCACCAUGGUGGGACUCAUACUGGGUCCAUUUGGAGUGAACCAUGGGGUGGAGCUGCACCAAGAUGUCAUUGAGUAUGCAUACCAGAAACUGGAGUUCUUCAUCAAGACCAGCGACAGCUUCGACAGGUUUGAGUUCUGCGAGCCCUGUUUCGUGAUAGGGAACUGUCUGGAGAUAGCCCCAGAGAGUGGUCAGUAUGACAGGGUGUAUUGUGGAGCUGGGGUGCAGCUGGAGCAGGAAGACUACAUGAAGAACCUGCUCAAAGUGGGAGGAAUCCUAGUGCUGCCAUUGGAGGAAAAGUUGACCAAGAUCACUCGAACAGGCUACAACAGCUGGGAGACCAAAAAGAUAAUUGCUGUUUCAUUUGCCCCACUGGUGUUGCCCAAACACCGAGACAACAGUAAACCUAAAGCAGUGCCUUUACCGGCCAUGUUUGAGGUGCGGACUCUGCAGGACUUGGCUCGCAUCUCUAUCCGCCUGACGUUGAAGAAGACAGUGGCGGGGCCAGGGCCAUUGCCCAGGAGGAGGCUGGCCCACAGCGGGGAGCGGUUCCGACGAAGGCGGGCCCAACACCGUGGCUCCACCCUGCUCUCCAACCGCUACGUAUUCAUGAGCCGCCUCAUCCCCGGACCGACGGACAACAACAACAACCGCUCUGGCACCGACACCGAAGAGGAGGAGGAAGAAGAGGGGAACUGCAGGGUUCUAGGAGAUCCUGAGGAAGAGGAGCAGGAGGAAGAGGCGCAGGAGAGGAGGGAGGGCGGUGCCCUUCUACAUGAGGCUCCAGUGAACCUGCUAAGAGAGAGGAUCCUGGGCCUGCCGCUCCCUGAGCCUCUGAAGAUGUACCUCCUUCACUACAGAGAGAAGUAGGGAGGGACAGGAGAUGAGAAGCUGUGCUCCCAUUCUCUAACUAGUUCCCAUCCCUAUGCCCUUGUUGACUCCCCUUUCUGGAUACAAAAGUAAUGGAUGUGUAAGAAAUAGGCUGAUAACUCCACCGGAAUGGCUAAAAUGAGUUCCCACUAUUUUUCUUACAGUCUACCUAAUAAGUUGCAAGUCAACAACUGGUGAAUUUGAAAUCGACCCCUAAAAACGUCAUGUUGAAGUGAAUAACUAGAAGAAUUGGAUAAGUAAAAGCAAUAUUGUAAUAGCACUAUCUCCCCCUCCCGAUAGCCCAGGUACGCCUAUCCAGAGGUGCCUAGGGGGUAAAGGUUGAGUUGGGAAAAACAAGGAUGCCGAGUUAGGGAUUGGGAGCUUACUUAGUUAGCCCUAGCCCCAGAGCCGUCACCACCACCAGCCCCCUAGGACUAUUCCCAACACCUCUGAACACUGAAUUCUCAUCUCACCAUCUUUUGGGAUAUCUUCUGUUUUGUGCCUGACAGUGGCACCCAGUCUCCAAGUCCUUCUUUAUUCCCUUUGAAUUUUGUAAAUGUGAUUUUUUGGAAAAUGAUGCUUUUGACUGUGACCGAACAAUUCACUGGAGCUUUUGAGAUGGACUUACAAAGACUGAAAGCCCCAAAUGUUGUGGAAAUAUUUGCUCAUUCUGUGUUCAUAUCUGUAAUGUCUUCUCAUAUCCUACUGCAUUGAAUGUACUUGGUGAAAGCAGGGGUGACAUAACAGAAAUUGCCUCUUUAACAAAAUCACUUAAGGUAAAUGUUGAGGGCUCCAGGUAUGAAAAAAGUAUAGUAACACAUUUUUACAUAUCUGUAAAUACUUACACACACGGUAGGUACAGAAAGGAAAGGACCACAUUGUCAAACAGCAUUACCUGAAUUCACUCCUUUUGUGAAUUCUUUCAUCAAAUCUUUUCAAAUAAUAGGAGACUGCAAAAGCCUCGGCACUGUAAAACACCCCUGGAUUAGGGGUAGAAAGUGAAUGUGUGGGAUAGCAAUGUACCAUUGGGUUCUCAAUACAGAACUGUAAUCAAAGUAGUAAAGAAUUUAUGUGUAUCCACCUGUGAAGGAAUUUAAGCACCAAUUGGUCUACAUUGGAACUUCAGUGUGAUGGACUGUGUUAUGCUCUUUGAUGCUGUUUUGCGUUUUGUCUGUUUUCAGUGCCAAACUUCUCCAGCACUGGCCGGCUCCAAAUGUUUCUUGCGGUUCAGUUCUACAAUGUGUCAAGUUGUUCAGCGGAAGUAAAAAUGAUGUGUAUUUAGAAUAAAUAUCUGUGUGACAAAAUACGUUUGGAAAAGGACUGUAGCGUGACUGCUAUCAUUAAAAUAAGUUGAACUAUA
Messenger RNA from Coregonus clupeaformis (lake whitefish), 5509 nucleotides. RefSeq names its product protein-L-isoaspartate (D-aspartate) O-methyltransferase domain containing 2a (gene pcmtd2a). Gene Ontology annotation, biological process: protein modification process. Gene Ontology annotation, cellular component: cytoplasm. The record is from RefSeq and is a predicted model, not a curated record. Bases 2998 to 4149 code for a protein of 383 amino acids. NCBI's taxonomy places the organism in Eukaryota, Metazoa, Chordata, Actinopteri, Salmoniformes, Salmonidae. Gene Ontology annotation, molecular function: protein-L-isoaspartate (D-aspartate) O-methyltransferase activity. The transcript is spliced from 6 exons.